AUGGGUCAAUUGAGCCCCACCUUCGUCGAGACUUCGGCCAACGGAGAAAUACGAAAGCCUAGCGCAGCAUGUCAUCAACUUCCCCAGACAUCAACCAUCGACAACUUGUAUCACACGAAGCGCAAGGCCGAGGAGGACCCCUCGUCGCCCGUCGCGACUAAGAGGGUGAAGCACAACGAGUCGGCAGAGCCAGAGAAGAAACCGGCAAUGAAGCCUAUCCCGUUUCCCGAAAAGCCUGCCGUAAUCGAAGAGCGCACCGGCGAGAUCGAGUUCCGCGUAGUGAACAACGAUAACGAGCGCGAAUCCCUCAUCAUCCUCACCGGCCUGAAAUGCAUCUUUCAAAAACAACUUCCUAAAAUGCCAAAGGACUAUAUCGCCCGUCUCGUCUACGACCGCACCCACUUGUCGAUAGCGAUCGUCAAGAAGCCCCUCGAGGUCGUCGGCGGCAUCACCUACCGUCCCUUCAAGGGCCGCCAGUUCGCCGAAAUCGUCUUCUGCGCCAUCAGCUCCGACCAACAAGUCAAGGGCUACGGCGCCCAUCUAAUGUCUCACCUGAAGGACUACGUCAAGGCCACGAGCGACGUGAUGCACUUCCUCACCUACGCCGACAACUACGCCAUCGGAUAUUUUAAGAAGCAGGGUUUCACAAAGGAGAUCACGCUCGAUAAGAGCGUAUGGAUGGGAUACAUCAAGGAUUACGAGGGAGGCACCAUCAUGCAGUGCUCCAUGCUCCCGCGGAUCAGAUACCUCGAGAUGGGCCGCAUGCUACUGAAGCAAAAGGAGUGCGUACAGGCCAAGAUCCGCGCCUACUCCAAGUCCCACAUCGUACACGCGCCCCCCAAGGAGUGGAAGAGCGGCGCAAAACCUAUCGAUCCCUUGACCAUAGACGCGAUCCGCGCCUCGGGAUGGUCCCCGGACAUGGACGAGCUCGCGCGCCAGCCCCGCCACGGCCCCAACUACAACCAGCUCCUCCACCUGCUCAACGACCUGCAGAACCACCAGUCGGCCUGGCCCUUCCUCGUGCCCGUCAACAAAGACGACGUCGCCGACUACUACGAGGUCAUCAAGGAGCCCAUGGACCUCAGCACCAUGGAGACCAAGCUCGAGGCCGACCAAUACGCGACGCCCGAGGACUUCAUCCGCGAUGCCAAGCUCAUCUUCGACAACUGCCGCAAGUACAAUAACGAGUCUACGCCAUACGCAAAGAGCGCCAAUAAGCUGGAGAAAUACAUGUGGCAGCAGAUUAAGGCUAUCCCCGAGUGGUCCCACCUUGACCCUUAG
Messenger RNA from Colletotrichum karsti, 1281 nucleotides. RefSeq lists its product as uncharacterized. Gene Ontology annotation, molecular function: protein binding; histone H3 acetyltransferase activity. The record is from RefSeq and is a predicted model, not a curated record. NCBI's taxonomy places the organism in Eukaryota, Fungi, Ascomycota, Sordariomycetes, Glomerellales, Glomerellaceae. The coding region runs from base 1 to 1281 and encodes 426 amino acids. Gene Ontology annotation, cellular component: histone acetyltransferase complex. Gene Ontology annotation, biological process: positive regulation of transcription by RNA polymerase II; chromatin remodeling. The transcript is spliced from 3 exons.